Aspergillus ibericus CBS 121593 is the source of this 14606-nucleotide messenger RNA. It is a transcript of the gene sidC, whose product is annotated as nonribosomal siderophore peptide synthase SidC. Gene Ontology annotation, biological process: secondary metabolite biosynthetic process; amino acid activation for nonribosomal peptide biosynthetic process. The transcript has 2 exons. Gene Ontology annotation, molecular function: phosphopantetheine binding; catalytic activity. NCBI's taxonomy places the organism in Eukaryota, Fungi, Ascomycota, Eurotiomycetes, Eurotiales, Aspergillaceae. Bases 150 to 14390 code for a protein of 4746 amino acids. The record is from RefSeq and is a predicted model, not a curated record. Gene Ontology annotation, cellular component: cytoplasm.
CGUGGACUUCGUUUUAUGUUCCUGCUGGUGACCGCUUCUUCAUUCCUGGGAGCAGUCACUUUUCGGAGUCCUGUUGUCGAGCCAGCCGAGUUCGCUGCUGCCUCCUCUUUGCAUGUGCGCGACGACCCCGCUCGUGAUACACUAAAGCAAUGACAGCCACAUCCCCGAGAAAUGAGGGGCACGAACGCUCGACAGAUUCUACAAACCAGACUCCUCUUUCCAACAUGAAUGGCACCCACUCAGCCAUGGCUGCUCCCAUCCUCCCUGUUACCAAAGUCCCGGCGCUGGACACGAUCGAUCAAUAUGCCGUGGAAAAAUCCGUGUGUGACGCGGUAGCGAUCAGCCCAUCGGUCGAGCUGGCCUGUAGCUCCGACUUCCGGGACGUCGCAAACAGUUUGAUCGAAGGAUACGCCCAUUUUGUCUCCCGGUUUACUGGAUCUGAAGAUGUGGCCUUCUUCGUGUCUCGUCAGUCGAGCCUCACCAGCGAGUCCGAGCUGUUGCGCGGGGUCAUUUCGGCUUCGGUCGUUGCGGGGGAAGAGGGGCAGCGCCCAACUUGCGCCAUCCGCGAAGGCAGCGACCAGCACGCGGAUGGUGAUGAGGUACAAUUCUCUCUGGAUCUGGGAUUGUGCGCCGAUCCUGAAAAUGGCGAGCAACAACCCCUGGCUGGAGUCCGAGACGGUACUUUCACGACAUUCAUUCGACUGGCCACAACAAAAGACGCCCUCCAAAUCCGUUUCGCCUAUCCGAGACGACUGGUCCCUGAACCUGCGGUGGACCAGUUGCUCCGAACACUUGCGACACACCUGGCCGACUCCAGUCCCUCCCUUUCCGUCGAGGCCUUGUCGCCCGACCUUUCGAUCCUUAAUUUCCCCUCAUUUAUGAUACCCCCGUCACGCGAACCCGAGCACAACGAAUUCCCCGAGCGUCACGAUUCUAAGCAAUUUCUUCUUCAUGCCGCUUUCGAGCGCUGGGCCCGUCGAAAGCCUAAUGCCAUCGCCCUUGAUUUUGUUCAUUCGCUGCCUUCUGCCACGGCUGCAGCCGAGCACAGCAUUGUUACAUAUGCCGCCCUUGACCAAGCAGCCACCAAUCUCGCUGUACAUAUCAGGACUCUCCUAUCUGCAAACAAUGAUGCCGAUUAUGGGCGCAUCAUCCCGGUUUACAUGUCUACAUCCCCCGAACUCUACAUCUCAUACCUCGCGAUUCUCAAGGCAGGUUUUGCCUUCUCUCCCAUUCCCCUGGACGCUCCAGUACAGAGAGUUCGGGACAUCUUGCAGGACAUUGACUGUCCUAUCAUCCUGGGGAAUACUCCUGAGCCUUUCUGGGGCGCAGAUAGCGCCAAUGGUGAUACCGUCCCGCAUAUUUGGGUGAACGUUGCCGAGGUCUCCAGGUGGAAAGAUUUGGCCGAUGGUCUUCUGGAGCCCUCUGAGGAUGAGCCUCUUGGGCAACUGAACAUCCACCAUGACCAAACAGCUUAUCUACUCUUCACCAGCGGCUCGACUGGAAAACCGAAAGGUGUUCAAGUUAGCCACCUAGCGGUUGCCUGCUCCAUCGAGUCUCAUGCGACGGCCAUUCCGCUUCCAGGCGAAGCAGGAGACUUUCGCUGGUUUCAAUUCGCCGCUCCCACCUUUGAUCCCUCGCUCAUGGAAAUCUUCGUCACUUUGAGUAGCGGCGCGACUCUCUGCUCUGCGGACCGAAGCCUCACGUUGACCGACCUGGAAGCCACUGUCAACGAAGCUAGAGCAACGGUGAUGAUGGCCACGCCUAGCUUGGCUGCGCUUCUCCGCCCGUCGCGGUUGACCACGCUCCAGUCACUCUGGACGAUGGGUGAAAAGCUCAACCGGACAGUCAUUGAGAAUUUCUCCGCGAAGCCUCAUAUCAAUGGAACCACUAGCAACUCCAAGCCCUCGCGAAUGUUGGUCAAUGCGUACGGCCCGACCGAAGGAGCAAUCAACUGCACCUUUGUGGCACCAUUUGACUAUUCCGUCCGUGGCUCGAUUAUUGGCAGAGCGCUGCCAACCUGUUCAAUUUUCAUUUUAGACCCAAACAGCCAUGAUCCCAAAGUAGUUCCCGCUGGUCUUGCUGGUGAACUGGCGAUCGGAGGCCCGCAGGUCAGCAAAGGCUACCUCAACCGUCCAGUAGAAACCGCCAAGUCAUUCGUUCAUAGCGAACAAUUUGGCCGUUUGUAUCGGACCGGUGACAUGGCACGGAUUGUCUGGGACGAGACCGGCUCCCAGGUAAUUGAGUUUCUGGGUCGGAUCACAUCCGACCAGGUCAAGAUUAGCGGUCGCCGGCUGGAAUUGGGGGAAAUUGAAUCCGUCCUUGCGACGGUCCCCGGCGUCACCGAGGUAGUCGCCGUGGUCUCUGAACGCGACGAUGUCCAGGGUAGUGAACAAAUUGUCGCAUGUCUAGUCGCAAGCGACAGCGAUGUAGAAAGAGAGGAAAUUGUUCGGGAAGCGCAGCAGAGCACCGAGCGACAUCUCUCGUCUUACAUGUGCCCAGCAGCUUAUACUUUUUUUGAUGCUCUUCCUCGGUCCAGUUCAGGGAAAGUGGAUCGAAAAGCCGUUUCUGCCAAGCUGCAGCAAGGAGUUACGGAUGGUGUCAGAUUCUAUUCUGCUCCCAACUCGAAGGCUGGAGAAACGAAUGAGGUCCAUGAUGACUGGGAAGAACCGGCUGACGCAAGGCUGCUCUCCAUCCGGCAGCUUGUGGUCAACUUAAUCGCGGAGGCCACGGAUGAGGAUGUUUCGGCGAUCAGACCCGGAGCCGACUUAUAUUCGCUAGGAGUGGAUAGUCUCGGAGCGAUGCGACUUCUGCAAAAGUUGAGAGAUCAUUCGAUUGACGGUUUAUCAGUUGGUGAUGUGCUACGGUCGGGAACACUCAAAGGGUUAGUGUCUGCUGUCGCGCAGCAACGUCAAACAAACGGAACUUCGCAUGUCAAUGGGUUCGAUGACAGCCUACAACACAAAUUUGCAGCCUUCAGUGACCGAAACCAUUCAGCUUGUGCGGAGAGACUGGGCAUGAGCCCCGAGCAAAUUCAAAGGGUACUUCCAACCACCGCAACGCAGUCCGGCCUAUUGACAAGCUUUCUGCAAAGCUCGUCGGAUCGGACGUUCGCAACUCGCUCAUACAUCUAUCACUCGGUCCUGCCACUCGAACCGGAAGUCGAUACUGACCGCAUCAAAAAGGCAUGGGAAACUGUCAUUGCAAGUUACGAUUCCUUUCGGACCGUUUUCUGCUGGCUUGAUGAUGAUAUGGCGCCAUUUGCCCAGUGCAUCCUGACUCCAGCGGCACUUUCCAGCCCUGCUUGGAACGUCUAUCCCGUUCCAGAAGAGGCUUCCGAAGAAGACAUUCUUCAGCGGGCCCUUCAACAAGCCGAGGAAUCGAUUGAUCUAAGUACCCCGCCUUGGAGGCUGUCUCUGAUCACGUCUUCUACUUCAUCUCGGAUAGUCCUGAGCAUGUUCCAUGGGAUUUUUGAUGGUGGAUCGUUGCAGCUCUUGCUCGAGGAUGUGUCUUCUGUGUACUCAGGGCAAUCGCCAGCACAGCGCAUCUCGCUUGAGCACAUCGUGAAGCAUCACUUCCAAGCCGAUCAUGCAGCAGCUGCCGGGUUCUGGCAGAAGCAUCUGGAGAAUUAUUCUCCCGUCGUGUUCCCUUCUGUCACUUCUUACCGUCCCCCUUCGAUCAAGAAGACUGGCUGUGUGGAGGUUACUGCUCGUACGAGCUACGACCGCCUGAAGAGACAGUCCAAGUCCAUCGGUGCAACACCGCUUUCAGUGCUCCAGGCUGCUUGGGGGUCCGUUCUGCUGGCUUACACUGGAACCCCCGAUCAAGACGUGGUUAUGGGCAGUGUCGUAUCGGGACGACUGGAUGUGGACUCAGAAGCAUGUGUUGGUCCAACCUUUACCACUGUGCCCAUCAGACUUUCCCUUGGUCAGAUCCAAAAAGACUCGGGAGAUUCGUGGACCAACCGCUCUGUUGCGCGUCAUUUGACCACGUUCAAUACGGAAACCCUCGCCUAUCUACAGCCUCGUCUCGGAUCAUUCGUCAUGGCAGACGGCCGACUGCCAUAUGACACGCUCAUCAUCUAUCAAGACUUCAACGCUGGCUCGAUCUCGAGUGACCUUUGGAGCUCAGUCGACCACCCGGCUAUGGCAAACGACUUUGCUGUGAUGAUCGAAAUAUGGCCUGGUGCUGAUUCGUCUUUGACCUUCCGGGCCAGCUUUAGCGAGGCUCACCUAAAUCGCAGCUCGGCCGAGCUUAUGCUCGAGCAGAUGUCUGAAAUUGUUGCCUUUAUCCUCGACCAGCCUGAUGGAAACUUUCAAGAUAUCCCAUUUUCCACGCAGACUGAAAUGAAGUCAUAUUUCAACCCGAAGCCGUCUAUUGCCCCGGAAGUACUUGAGGGGGCCCUUUUGCAGUCCCAGUUUGAAGAGCACGCAGCUUCACACCCAGACGACCCUGCCUUGAUUUACAAGCAUGAUUUGGACGACGACAGUAACCCGCGCAAUAUUACAUGGUCCUACGCCAAGCUCAACGCUUUAGCGGACAACCUCGCCGAGCAAUUGCUUCAUACUGGCGCACAACUAACAAACUCGCCGAUACCGAUUUGCAUUGAAAAGAGUCCAGCCUUGUAUGUCGCUAUUCUGGGUAUUCUCAAAGCCGGUGGUGCUUGGUGUCCGAUCGAUACGUUCUCUCCUGCACAACGUCGCCAUGAUCUCAUCGCGCGUACUCGUUCAACGAUUCUUCUAGUCUCUAGUGUGGAUGGGCCACAGCCAGAAGGCUCGAUUCCCGUCGGUGUCUCAGUGGUCGAUGUUGACCGGUUUAUUGCGGGUGAACCUAACGUGGACGGAGCGCGGAGCAGAACGAAUCAUAGAACUACUCCCGACGGCAUGGCGUACUUGAUUUGGACCAGUGGUACGACAGGAGCGCCAAAAGGUGUCCCCAUCAAACAUUCUUCGGCUGUUUCGAGUAUGAAGUCUCUUCAGAAAGACAUCCCGACUGACGUGGCCGGUAGCGUACGUUGCUUGCAGUUCUCGCAGCAUACCUUUGAUGUUUCGAUCCAGGACAUCUUCUACACCUGGGGUGUGGGAGGUGUCCUGAUCUCUGCCUCGAGGGAGAUCAUGCUGGGUUCGUUUCCCAAGCUAGCAAAUAUCACAAAGGCAACGCACGCGCAUUUGACCCCUGCGUUCUCUGCCGCUGUCUCCCGGAAGGCCUGCGAGACACUUCAGGUGAUUACCAUGAUCGGUGAAAAGCUGACACAGCCCGUGGCCGACGACUGGGGUACUAAUAUGAGAGCAUACAAUACCUAUGGACCUGCUGAAGUGACCGUGGUGUCGACAAUAAGAGAGUUCGGAAAUGAACACAUCCAUGUCAAGAGCGCAAACAUCGGCUGGCCGAUGGAUACUGUGUCUGUGUUUGUUACCAAGAACCAACGCCUCGUCAUGAAGAAUGCCAUCGGCGAGCUGGCGCUGGGCGGGCCACAACUCUCUCCGGGUUACUUGAGUCAAGAGGAUGUCACCAAAGCUAAGUAUGUCUGGAACGAAGAGGCGGGGCAGAUGGUUUACUAUACCGGAGACUUGGUUCGCAUGCUUGCUGAUGGCUCGCUGGAAUACAUUAACCGGGUUGAUGACUUGGUCAAACUGGGCGGUAUCAGAGUCGAGCUGAGCGAGAUCAGCUUCGCACUCGACGAGUGCCACCCCUUGGUUGAUAAUAUCGAGACGCUUAUUCUCACCCGCCCAGACCGGCCCAACAAGGUCGUGGUUGCCUUCCUCUCCGCACCAAAGGUUGCAAGGACAGAUGGCAGCGAGCAGCUCGUAUUGCUUGAUGAUACGGCACUUGAAAUUGCCCGUGCCGCCAGCGAUAAGGCUCUAAAUGCUCUACCUAGCCACAUGAUACCAUCAGUUUAUCUAGUAGUGUCGCACAUUCCAAGAACAACCUCGGCCAAGACUGACCGCAGGGCACUGCAAGCUGCCUAUGCUGAUAUGGACAUUGAUAGCUGGGAAAACGAGAUGAACCCAGAGACCGACACGCAUGUACAGGACUCUGAGGACCAGGACAACAUGUCCAUGGCCACGCAGGUGGUGGAGAUGAUUGCAUCGCUGGCCAAUAUCUCCAAGUCAGGCAUCACGAAAUCCAGCCGUCUGCGGAGUCUGGGGAUCGAUUCAAUUCGCGCAACCCGGCUCGCUUCCAGGCUCAAGGAGGCGGGCCAUCAAUUGUCCGUUGUCGAAGUCUUAAAGUGUGUGAGUGUUCAAGAUCUUGUCAAGCUAGCCUCAUCUGGGGAGGUGGAAAAGUCCACUUUUGAGACAUUCAACGUCAGUGGGUUCAACGAUGCCUGGCACACCGCGGCAGCAAGUAGAGUAUCGGAGGAUUUCGUCACUGUGCGCGCGACCACGAUCCAGGAAAGUCUGCUCAGUGAGACAAUGGGUACAUACAACAUGUACUGGAGCAACCAUUUCUUUCUGCUUGACAGCUCAGUGGAUGCAACGCGACUGAAGCAGGCCUGGCUUGCAACCAGCCAGAAGGUGGAGGCGUUGCGGACUGGCUUUAUUCCUGUUGCUGAGGUUGACAAUGGGAACACUCGGUCCCAUGGAACGCUUGACUUUUCCAUUUUGCAGAUUAUCUACAAUCUGCCGGAUCUGGAUUGGGAAUAUGUCAAUUGUUCCGAGCAGGAUUUGGUGGAGAUUCGCGAUAAUCGGAUCGAGGAAAUCAUGACGAGACAUCAACGGUACUACUUCAGACAUCCCCCAUGGGCUGUCACUGUAUUCGACACAGGCGCGAGGCAGCUCAUGAUUCUUACCAUCCACCACUCCAUCCAUGAUGAGCCUUCACUGGGACUAAUCAUGGAUGAUGUGCGAUCCGCUUAUGCCUAUAAACCGCCCGCGAGGCAUCAACUCAGUGACGCACUCUCAAUAGUCCUGCCGGCAGAGAAGAGAAGCAAUGCAACCAAGAGCUUCUGGGAAGCUGAGCUCAAGGAAUUCUCAGAGCUGGAUGCCCCGGUUUGGCCUGAUCUCACCGGAAAGAGACUGCAACCAGGAGAAGUCCCCAGGCACGAAUUGAUUUCGGAGGAGCUUCCGAUGACAGAGCCGGUUGCAAAGCUACAAUUGUUCGCAUCUUACCUUGGAGUCUCAUCCAUCGCCUCGAUCAUUCGAGCUGCAUGGGCCUAUGUCUCGUUGGGUUACCUCGGUGUGCCAGCCACUGUUUUUGCCGAGACCCUCUCUGACAGAGUCUUGCACGCCGACCUGGAAGACUGCAUCGGGCCACUCAUCUCAGUGGUACCGAUUCCCUUCAAUCCAACAGGUACCACUCGUGAGCUUCUCGCUGAGCAGCAUCGGCUUUCUGUUGAGUCCUGGAAGUACCGCCAUAUCCAUGCUCGUGUGGUUCGAAAAUGGCUCAACAGGCCCAGGGGAGAGCCCCUCUAUCCAGCAGUGUUCAACUUCCAUGUUGCAAAUGAAGAGCCUGUGAACGUCACCGAGUCAAGCAUUUGGCGUGAACUUGAAGAUGAGGUCGGCCUGCAUGUUGAGCACCCCAUGGCCAUGAACGUCUUCCAACGUACGGAUGGCUCCAUCGUCCUCGAGGCAACUGCAGACAGCAGCAUGAUGUGCCGGGCGCAGUUGUCUCUUUUCGUUCGUCAGAUUGACGGUCUUAUCAGUUCAAUGAUAGCGUCUCCGGAUGAACCACUGAAAAGCCUCAUCAACUGUUUCCCAGCGGCUUUGCGGUCUCUAUCGAACCAGCCGGUCAGCGAGCAAGUAGCGAACUCGGUGCACAUGAGUCCAACGCACUGGCUGGAGGUAUACGCUGAGCAACACCCUGACUGGACGGCUGUUGAGGUGGCUAGCAGCAUAUCCUCGAGCGGUGUGGAAAAGGAGACCAUGAGCUACGGUACCCUGAACUCUGAAGCAAAUCGUGUUGCGGCCUUUUUGGCGUCUCUCGGCCAUAAGAACAGGAUGAUUGCAGUCUGCUCGGGGCGAAACCUGCCUUCAUAUCCGAUCAUCAUCGGUAUCUUCAAGUCAGGGAACACGUAUCUUCCAAUUGAAGAGGGUCUUCCGACAGACCGCAAGACAUUCCUCAUUGAGGAUAGUGAUUGCCCUGUUGUUUUCACGGAAACAGCCUUUUCAGCCACAUUUGCAAAUAUCCCGAACAGUUGUCGCGUGAUUUGUAUCGAUGAUCCGGAGCUUUCAACCUCCCUUGCCACAAUGCCAACCGAAAACCAAGACUAUCAUUCUGACCCCGACGACCUGGCAUAUCUGCUUUUCACAUCCGGCUCGACAGGUAAACCCAAGGGUGUGAUGGUGACCCGAGGCAACCUUUCGGCCUUUAUCGAAUCCUUCGGGGAAUUCACAUGUGGAUAUGCCCCUGUUACGUACGAGUUGGGCGGCACUGGGAAAUACCUUGCACAGGCUAGCCGGGCCUUUGAUCCCCAUCUCCUGGAAAUGUUCUUCCCCUGGCGCCAUGGCAUGGCCACCGCGACAGCUCCUAGGAUGAUGAUUCUGGACGAUCUUGGCUUAACGCUUUCCAAAUGGGACAUCACACAUGCAAGUUUGGUGCCAUCUCUUGUGGACCAGGCAAACAUUGUCCCCGAACAAUGUCCCAAGUUGCGGUUCAUGACUGUUGGAGGUGAAAAGAUCUCACAAAAGGUGUUGGACACAUGGGCAGCAUCACACAUGGCGCUUGUCAACGCAUACGGCCCGACUGAAUUGACCAUUGGCUGCACCUUUGCUCGUGUUGGAAAGGACACUAACCUCCGCAACAUUGGACCCCCGUUGGCCGCCUGUGUUUGUCACGUCCUUAUCCCUGGUACUCUUGACUAUGCUCUGAGGGGCCAGGCUGGAGAGCUGUGCUUUACUGGGGACCUUGUUGCAAGGGGAUAUCUUAAUAGACCAGAUGCAACCGGGUUCGUCAUCGGACCUCAUGGUGAGAAGAUGUACCGUACUGGUGAUAUAGGACGCUUGAUGCCCGACGACUCAGUCGAGUAUCUCGGCCGUGCCGACGACCAAACCAAGAUCCGUGGUCAACGAUUAGAACUUGGAGAGGUAUCCGAGGUACUUCGCUCAUCGUCGACUGUCAGUAUUGAUGUUGUUACGACUGUUGCCAAACACCCUGGUCUUUCGAGAGUCCAGCUGAUUUCUUUCAUUGCGCGUUCUGAAACUCGCCAGCGUGAAAAGAGUGGGAAUGUUACCUUUCUUCAAUCCGACUUUGGAACAUUGGGCAAGGAACUUCAAGACAUUUGCAAGAGAAAGCUGCCGAGUUACAUGGUGCCUGAGCUCAUUCUCCCGAUCACGUAUAUUCCUCUGGCACCAAUGUCAGGCAAGGCCAGUAUCAAAGAGCUGCACAGCCUCUUCGCGAGCCUUCCACUCCCUACUGUCCUUCAAGGCAACAACUCGCCAAGUAACGGUGCCACUAUCAACCGGUCUUUGACUGCCGAUGAGGAAGCUGCCGUGAAGGAGGUCUGCAGUGUUGUGUCGGCGGAUCCCUCCAUCUUUGGGCCCAUGACAAAUAUCUUCGAGGUUGGCCUGGACAGUCUAAGUGCCAUAGGACUUACGAUCAAGCUCCGGAGAAUUGGCUAUGAAGUUACGGUCGCCAUGGUCAUGAGCAAUCCGGUCAUUGAGCAGCUGGCACGCUUGCCUAAGAGUUCCUCUUUAUCGGAAACAGAGAGCAUUGUCUCCAAAACACGACAGGCCUUCCAUGAACUUGAGUCUCAAUACCGACAACACCCCUCGUCAGGCGUCGAGCCGUCUGAUGUGUCUACAGUCAGACCGUGUCUCCCGCUCCAGGAAGGUCUGGUCGCGCGCUCGAUCAAUAGCGAAGGGGAUCAGCUCUAUGUCAACCACGUUGUUCUCCAACUCGGGGCUGAUGUCGAUGCCGAUAAGCUGAGAUCCGCGUGGCAGGCUGUUGUUAAUGAAAAUGAUAUUUUGAGGACUUCGUUCGCUCCUUUGGACAAGCAGAUGGUGCAGGUCGUCUUCACAGCCGACUCCCACCAGGUCCAAUGGCAGGAGGAGGUAUAUGGUAGCUUGACUGAGUCGAUCGAACUGAACAGAGCAAAGCAAGGCCAAAUCUCCCAGGACAUUAUUUCGAGCAUCUCCACGACGCCACCAGUGCGGUUCCUACUGGCCAAGUCCUCGGAAACCAAACGACCGCUUGCUCUCUUCAUCGACAUUCAUCACGCCCUAUAUGAUGGCGAGUCUUUCAUGAUGCUACUGGAGGAUGUUGCAGCACACUAUGCAGCUCAGCCAAUUCCCCAAAGAGGGUCACCGUCGGCUUUCCUCGAGUAUAUAUACGCUCAGGAUACGGAGAAAGCCAAGCAACACUGGGUCCAAUAUCUGGAGGGGUGCCAUCCUACGAUCUUCCGUGCUGACCCCAGUGUCAUGGAACUUCCGAUUGCCGUACACAGGAAGCUCAGUAGCAAGCUUUCUGAGCUGGAACGCCGUUCUGCGACUCUCCAGACUACAGUACCAUCCUUGGUGCAGGCAAUUUUCGCACUUUUACUAGCCGAUACUGUGGGUGUGGCAGAUGUCACGUACGGAUUGGUGCUUUCCGGUAGGGCCGUGCCGGUGCCAGGAGCAUCCUCCGUGCUUCUCCCUUGCAUCACUACCGUGCCCGGACGCCUUGAUACCGCUGGCCUAAACACGGUUGAUGAUGUGGUGGAGAACGUUCAGAAGUCUACUGUGAGGUCGCUUGAUUUCCAGCACACUUCCCUGAGGCAUAUACAGAGAUGGACCAACGCAAAGACUCCUCUGUUCGACUGUCUAUUCUCAUACAUUCGGACUACUACGCCAUCAGAACACCACUUAUGGCAGGAGCUUGACAGUCAUAUGCCUGCCGAGUAUCCGCUGGCAGUCGAGGUCGAAGCCAACCAUGCCACGGACACGGUUCAACUCGGCUGUUAUUUCUCCUCUGCUUUUGGCUCCUCGUACAAUGGAGACGACUUCCUCGAGAAAAUGGAUGCUGUGCUCUCGAGCGUCGUAUCAGGAGAGAGCCUUUCGUUGGAGAACUUCAAUGUCUCUCACUCAUCGGUGCCUGACUCACCUUCUGCCGUGCAGUGGGAUGACAACACAUGGUCUCCCACAGAAACAACGAUCCGUGAUUAUACAAUGGCUUUCUGCGAGUUGACUUCAGCUGAGGUCACCAAGGGCGCUUCUUUCCUGAGUCUGGGCGUCGACUCGGUGACGGCGAUUCAAUUUGCGCGCCAAUUACGCGAAGGAGGGCUUCAGGUCUCUUCUGCCGACGUCAUGCGUUUCUCUUGUGUCGGUGCAUUGGCUCGGCAUGUGGAGCAGGCUUCAAGUCGCUCUCUCGUCAACGGAGUCGAUGGGGGUGACGAGACUAGUAUCAAGAUUCCCGUUGACAUCUAUAAGGACCACGUCCGCCUUCUGGCAGAGGAUGACUCGAUCUCGGUGAUGUUCGAGACUACGCCCCUGCAGUCCGGAAUGAUCACUCAGACUCUUGGUUCGUCCGGAGAGGUCUACGUUCACCCGCACCCGAUUCAGCUGAAGGACUCGGUCGAUACUACCCGGCUCAAGGACGCUCUUCUUAGAGUUAUCGAGGCGAAUGAUAUUCUGCGUACAUCCUUCCACCAGAUCGCAGAGCUUGGAUCCUCUUGGAUUGGUGCCGUGCAUACUAAUUCUUCGUUUGAAUGGAAGGAGAUCACGUUGCCUUCUGGCGCUGAUGUGUUGUCCGAGGUCGGCUCUCUGUAUACAUUCAACGACGAGUCUUCAUUCGAGGUUCCGCCGAUUUGGUCCAUUCUGGUCAACCAGCCGGAAGGCAGACUACUUGUCAUUGUCCUACAUCACGCUCUCUAUGAUGGUGCAUCGAUCCCCUUACUCUUCGAAGAUCUGGCGGUGUGCUACGAGGGUGGCAACCCCUCGGAAAGGCCACAGUUCUCGGAAACGGUGAAGCAUAUCUUGAGCGGGCAGGAGGAAGCUUGCAACUUCUGGACGCAAAUUCUACUCGGAUACGAAGUGACUGAUAUACCUGAACUGCCUGAGCUUGAGUCAUCCGACCGCAUGUUCCUUUCUGAGCGCCGGGUGGACCUUGACUUGUCGGCCGUGGUUGAGGCUUGCAAGGCCAUGGAGGUUACUGUUCAAAGCGUGUCCCUCCUGACAUACGCCAAGGUGCUAGCUAGUGUGCUCGGAAAGCGAGAUGUCGCCUUUGGACAAGUUCUCGCAGGCCGCUCACUGCCCGUCGCUGGUGCAGAACGAACCCUUGGUCCAUUGUUCAACACCGUCGCUCAGAGAGUCACUUUCGAGCCCAAGUUCUUGAGCAACAAAGCCAUGGCCCAGCGGGUGCAGCAGCUUACGAUCGACUCGCAGGACUAUCAGCACGCGCCGUUGCGAAUUGUACAAAACUCUUUAAGGCAGGCCAACAUGACCUCGUCUGGUCUCUUCGACACUCUUUUCGUUUUCCAGAAGAGUGCGGACUUUGCGGGCAGUGUCAUCGAAGAGCAACAGAUUUGGACGCCUUAUGAAGUGGAUGACUAUGCGGCACAGGCCGAAUACAAGCUCAACAUCGAAGUCGAUCAUGCCCGUGACGGACUUGUCGUACGAGCCACUUGCAAUGGCCGUUACAUUUCCCAAGAAACGCUUGACCAUCUCCUGGAUCAGUAUGCUACUGUUUUCCGUGACAUCAUCGAACAUCCAACCAGAUGCGCUACGGUUGUGCCCGACGGUCUUGGUGAACUCCCAGUCAAGUUGUCCGUGGAGCAGUCUCUCGAUUCCGACCCCGAGGCAUCCGAAGCACCUCCCCAUGAAGCCAUCGUCCAGUCCGUGCUGGCCGAAAUUGCCGGUGUUUCUGUCGACCACAUCACACCGAACACAAGCAUCUUCAAUAUUGGCUUAGACUCCUUGUCAGCUAUCCGAAUCGCUUCGAUCUGUCGGUCUAAGGGCUUGAGGACUGGUGUGGCCGACAUUCUCCAAGGAAAUACUCUGCGUGGUAUCAGCCAGCGCAUCCGGCCAAUGUCCGAGGAGACAGUCCAACCUCCAGGCUCAUUAUUCCAAAAGUACGAGGAGGUAGAGAAGACCGUACUCCAGCAGCUGAACCUGAGUAGGGACUCUGUUGAGGCCAUCCUACCUUGUCUAGGUGGCCAAUUUCAUCAUCUAGUCGGCUGGCUGAAGUCUGGACGGACGCUGUUCGAACCUGCCUGGGCAUACUUUUGCACCGAGCGCAUCGACGGCGCGAUGAUGGAGGAAGCCUGGUUCCAACUCCGCCAAAGACACCCGAUCCUCCGCACUUGCUUCGCAGCGACAUCUUCGUCCGAAGCCGUGCAGGUCGUUCUCAAACAGGCCAUGCGUGACACGAACACCUUCAAGAUCAUCCAGUCCUCUGCCUCCAUCAUCGAAACAGCUCAAGCACAGGCCAGAGAAGAGGCCCUUCGCCCAUCGACCCUAUUCUCCCCUCCCGUCCGACUCCGCCUUUUGAACGCCAGGGACAGAGACGGCAUCCUCAUCCUCAUCCACCACGCCGCAUACGAUGCCUGGACCAUGCCAAUGUUUGUCACCGAGCUGGCACAACUCUACCAGCGCCAAGCUCCCGAAACCAACCCCGACUUCCCUGCGUUCGUCGACUUCUCCAUGCGCUCUCUCCAGAACCUCGACGAACAGAAAUACUGGUCCUCCGCUCUCAAAGCCGCCACACCGACUCUCAUCCGCAACUCCCGCUCCAAAUCCACCCCCACCCCAGACCAACUCUUCAUCGGCGCCUGGGAAAAGGUCCAAAACCUCUCCCAACUCGAAACCAAAUGCCGCUCCUCCAACCUCAGCCUGCAAACCGUCGUCCUCCUCGCCAUCGCUCGCUGCAUCGCCCGGCUCACCGACAUCCAAAACUCAACCAUGGGUCUCUACCAAACCGGCCGAUCCGCCUCAUUCAACAACAUCGAAAGCCUCUCCGGUCCCUGCCUCAACGUAAACCCCUUCACCAUCCCCAACGCCAACCCCAACUCCACCACCACUCCCACCGACCUCCUCACUCAAGCCCGCGCCAUUCAAUCCUCCCUCGCGGAACGCGUCUCCUACGAACAAAGCUCCCUCCGCAACGUCCUCCAAUGGACCACCACCCCCGAGAAACCCCUCUUCAACACCUGGGUCAACCUCCUCUGGAUGCAGACCGCCAUCCCAUCCCCGGCCGAGGCGGUCCCAGACCCCGACGAUCUCUUCAUCCCGCUGCGCAUCGGUGUCCCGACGGACUUUAUCCCUGCGGAACCGUUAGCGGACGCCGUCACGGCCGUGUCGGCUCUGGAUACGAGCUACUUGCCUUCGGAGAAUGUGUUUAUUGAUGUGGGACCGGACGUGAAUUCGGAUUCGAUUGGGUUUGGAGUGCGUGUUGAGGGUGGAGUCUUGGAUGAGGAGGGGGUGAAUGCCCUGGUUGAUGACAUAGCGAUGGAGAUUCAGACGAUUGUGGGGUUGUUGCCGUGAGAAAGGAACUAAAUACGGACGAUGAAAUCGACCCGACAAAAGGAAGAAGAUAGUAGGAAAGAAGGGUCAUAUAGACACGGAUAUAGAUGUGAUUUAGUGUUGAUUUUGCAUGUACAGUUGAUUUGUUACUAUGACUUGGUUGUGAUUUUCUCUGUGAUAUUUAUUGUUUGGUUUGGUUAGAGCAUCGUUCUAGACUAUCUAUUACUUGGAUCAUAU